ACGCCCACGACCCCCCCGCUCUCUCUCUCUCUAUGCCAUCUCCGGCGGCGGCGACGCUCUCUGUGAGCGACCCAACGGCGGCGACGACGAGUUAUUUCUAAGGUUAAGUUUCUUCUUGUUUGACGGACAAAGGGUGUGAUAGCAGGAGCAAAAGCAGCUGCGUGGCUGGAGAUUUGUAGGGGUGAAUAAACCCGGUUUGGUUCGGUUUCCAGAUAAAAGGAGAAAACCGAAAUUGGUUCGGUUAAGCAUGUACGAAAACCAAACCGGUUCGGUUUAUGGUCCCUUUUUUCCUUUUAACCAGCCACUGCCUCAUUUCUGGGUAAGCCAUUAGGCAGCUGGAGAAGUAAAUUUGACUUGCUGUUGGUUGUUUCCAGAAGAAGUGCUGCCAUCAUUCUUAGAUUUGCCAUUUGAAUCAUAGCGAUGAUAGAAAAUUCUGGCAGUGUGCCCUGUUUUUCCACAAACUUGGCACACUGGCCUUGAAUUGGAAUAGGUUCUUAUUUCGGGAUUGCAUUUGACAUUGAUGGGGUUGUUCUACGUGGCCACGCUCCUAUUGAAGAAUCUCCUAAAGCUUCGAGAAGGUUGUAUGCAGACUCUGCAUCCUCUGAUAUCGAUUUAUUCACCAAAGUGAAGAUUUCAAACUAUAAAAACUGUAAAAGCAUCAUGAUGCUGCCCUUUUCUUGGUGUCUACAAACUCACUAGCACCCUUUUCCCAAAUGUUCUGAAAGUGGAAACAACUGGAUAGCAGUUUUCUCCCAAACAAUCUACCUGUCAGUUGAUAUUGGACCAACUAAUGAACAGUGGAACAGCAAGAUAUCAAUUCCUUUAUUGACAAUGAAUCAAGCUUUGAGGCCGAAACAUGUAGCUGCUGUAAUUAGAUACCAAAAUGAUCCACUAAAAGCACUAAAAAUGUUCAACCAAGUGAAAACAGAAGAUGGUUUCAAGCACACAAUGCUCACGUAUAAGUGCAUGAUUGAGAAGCUUGGGCUUCAUGGAGAGUUCGAAGCCAUGGAGGAUGUGCUUGCUGAAACGAGGAAAAAUAUUGAUAACAAAAUGCUUGAAGGAGUGUAUAUUGGAGUUAUGAGAGACUAUGGCAGGAAAGGAAAGGUUCAAGAAGCUGUAAAUGCGUUUGAAAGGAUGGACUUUUAUGAUUGUGAGCCAUCUGUUCAUUCAUAUAAUGUCAUCAUGAACAUUCUCGUUGAGUACGGGUAUUUCAAUCAAGCUCACAAAGUGUAUAUGAGGAUGAAAGAUAUUGGAAUUCAUCCAGAUGUUUAUACGCACACAAUUAGGAUAAAGUCCUUUUGUAGAACUGGUAGGCCGAGUGCUGCCCUGCGGCUGCUUAAUAACAUGCCUGGCCAAGGGUGUGAGUUCAAUGCAGUUUCAUAUUGUGCAGUGAUUGGUGGAUUUUAUGAAGAGAACCGUCAAAUUGAGGCGUAUGACUUGUUUGAAGAAAUGCUUAAGAAAGGUAUAUGCCCUGAUAUUUUAACAUUCAAUAAGCUCAUUCAUAUUCUUUGUAAGAAGGGAAACGUUCAAGAAAGUGAAAAACUUGUCAACAAGGUACUGAAGAGGGGAGUGUGCCUAAAUUUGUUUACAUACAAUAUCUUUAUUCAGGGUCUUUGUAGAAAAGGUGCCAUUGAUGAAGCUGCUAGAUUAUUGGAGAGUAUCGUAUCAGAAGGUCUAACUCCUGAUUUAGUUUCAUAUAACACGUUGAUUUGUGGAUUCUGUAAACAUUCAAAGUUAGAAGUAGCAGAGUGUUAUAUGCGUAAGAUGGUGAAUAAUGGGUUUGAGCCCAAUGAAUUUACCUAUAAUACAAUUAUUAAUGGAUUUUGUAAAAAUGGUAUGAUGCAAAAUGCAGAUAAAAUUCUCCGUGAUGCAAUGUUUAAGGGGUUCGUGCCUGAUGAAUUUACGUAUAGCUCUUUAAUUGAUGGAUUAUGCCAGGUCGGUGAUAUGGACCGAGCCAUGACUGUAUUUAAUGAGGUAUUGGGAAAAGGAUUAAAGCCUAGCAUUAUUCUCUAUAAUACACUGGUCAAAGGAUUAUCCCAGCAGGGGCUUAUUUUGCAGGCCUUGCAGCUAAUGAAGGAUAUGACAGAACAUGGUUGUAACCCUGAUAUUUGGACUUACAAUCUAGUCGUGAAUGGGCUGUGCAAGAUGGGUUGUUUAUCUGAUGCCAGUCAAGUUUUGAAUGAUGCUAUUGCCAAAGGUUGUAUUCCUGAUAUAUUUACCUUUAAUACAUUGAUUGAUGGUUACUGUAAACAACUAAACUUGGAUAAAGCCAUUGAUAUUUUAGACACAAUGUUGAGUCAUGGUAUAACUCCUGAUGUGAUCACGUAUAAUACACUCUUAAAUGGCCUUUGCAAGGCGAGAAAGCUAGAAAAUGUGGUGGACACUUUCAAAGUGAUGAUUGAGAAGGGGUGUAUACCGAACAUUAUUACAUAUAACAUAUUGAUUGAAAAUUUUUGUAAAGCUCAAAAAGUUGGCGAAGCAAUGGACUUGUUUCAAGAGAUGAAAGCUAGAGGUUUGACUCCUGAUAUUGUUACUGUUUGCACCUUGAUCUGUGGCUUAUGCAGUAAUGGUGGGCUGGAUGAAGCAUAUCAGCUUUUUUUGAAAUUGGAAAAAGAAUUCAAAUUCUCAUAUUCAACACCUAUAUUCAACAUUAUGAUCAAUGCUUUCUGUGAAAAACUACAUGUAAGUAUGGCAGAAAAGCUCUUUCAUAAGAUGGGUGGUUGUGGCUGUACUCCAGACAAUUACACCUACCGCAUCAUGAUAGAUGCUUACUGCAAAACAGGGAACAUUGACCCUGCAUACACUUUUCUCCUGGAAAAUAUCAAUAAAGGGUUGGUUCCAUCAUUCACAACUUGUGGAAGGGUCUUAAACUGUCUUUGUGUAAAGCACAGAUUAAGUGAGGCAGUGGCUGUUAUAAACCUCAUGGUACAGAGUAGCAUUGUUCCGGAAGAAGUGAAUUCAAUUUUUGAAGCUGAUAAGAAGGAGGUGGCCGCACCUAAAAUUGUUGUAGAAUAUCUAAUGAAGAAGUCCCAUAUCACAUACUAUAGUUAUGAGCUGUUAUAUGAUGGAGUUCGGGAUAGAAAGUUGGAGAAGAAAAAGUUCAAGAAAAUCCCUUCCCUAGGUUCAGAAAAGAGGUACUCGAAUCUUCAAAGACCUAUUUAAAAGAUCAUAAUGUGAAGCAGAAGUUAUUAGAUGUCACAUAUGGUACAUAAAAGAUGCUGAUAAACAAUGUUUCAUACACGUUAACCUUAUUGAUUCUUAAUAACUUAUGAUUGACUGGUGCUAUCGGGAUGGUAUAAGCUGUCUUCUUUUGGGUGGCGUGGCUUUCUUGGGAACCCUUAAUCGCACUGGCAAGCCAGAAAGAUGGAUUUCCUACAGUUUCAUAAAUUGAAGACAUAUAGUUAUGUGAUCUUUUACGAAUUCUGGAAGUACCGAGGUGUAAAAGCUCAGGCAACAAGGUAGUGAAAAACUGCAGGCUGAUGUAUAAGGAUAAUUAUGCAUUUUACCAUUUAAAAUGUAUAGAUGAAAUUAGAGAUUCUGAUCAGAAUUAAAAAUGGGAUGUGAACUUUGGCAUCAUUUUAUUUGCAGGCCACUUGUCGGUCUUGUCUAUCCUCUAUAUGCCUCAAUCAGAGCCAUCAAGACCAAAUAUCCCACCGACGAUCAGCAAUGGCUUACUUACUGGGGUUUGCACUCCAUGAUUACUCUCUUCGAGCUGACCUUCUCCAAGAUUCAUGAAUGGGUUCCAUAUGGCCAUAUGCAAAAUGGUUCUAUUCUGUUGGUUGUCCGACUUCAGCGGAGCUGCGCAUGUGUAGGAGCAUUAUCUGAGACCCCUAAUGGUGAACCAGCAGAGAGUGAACGUUUGGUAUGUUCCAAAGGGAAAGGAGCCUUUGAACAAGCGCAUACAGUGCAUGAACUUUAUGGUUCAAAUACAGCUGGGAUGAAUAUAGGUUGGAAAAAGUGAAGUUCCUGAUGAAGGGAAUUCAAGGAGUACUCCAAGCUUGAUAAAUUGAAGGCAGAGCGUUUGGAUGAUGAUAGCUUACUGAUAUUUAAAAGUGAAUUGGUGCGAGGUGUCAUAGAUAAGGCUCAAUUUGGUGACUAUGGCUUAGUGCAUACAGUGCAUGAGCUUUACGGUUCAAAUACAGCUGGCCUGUUGCUUUCUGUAAUGAGUCGUUUGUUCACCAUUUUUCUUCAGAUUGGGCUCACAUGUGGAGUAGACGAUCUUUUGCUGUUAGAAUGUAUGGACAAGGAGAGGGUGGAGAAACUCCAAAUCCGCGGUGAACAGGUGCAUCUUGGAUUUCUUAUGGUCAAGGAUGGAGAAAAUUUAGGUAUCUUUCGUCUUCGCCGUUAGGGCUCGAUGCAUAAAGUUAUCGUAAUUAAUAAGUAUUAGCAAUGGAUAUAUUGUAGAAAUUGUUUGUGUACUUUUUAAAGUUGGUAGUUUGCCUCCCCUCCCCUCCAGUCUCAUGUGAAGAUAUUUCACAAAAGACCUUACCGUGCUCAUCUUAGGAUUGGGCAUCACCAGCUGGAGGGUUUAUUGUUGAUCGCUUUCUUACUGGUCUUCGACCUCGAGAAUAUUACUUCCAUUGAACCCCAAGUGGCAGCCCAGUUGGUAAGAGUUUGGUAUCUAGGUUCAGUGGUUUCAAGUUUGAAUCUUCUGGUGAGCUUAAUACUAAAAAUCAUUAAUGUCUCCCGAA
Messenger RNA from Momordica charantia (bitter melon), 4691 nucleotides. RefSeq names its product Pentatricopeptide repeat (PPR) superfamily protein. Lineage: Eukaryota; Viridiplantae; Streptophyta; Magnoliopsida; Cucurbitales; Cucurbitaceae. The record is from RefSeq and is a predicted model, not a curated record. Gene Ontology annotation, molecular function: protein binding.